Molecule: messenger RNA, 686 nt
Organism: Cariama cristata (Red-legged seriema)
Lineage: Eukaryota; Metazoa; Chordata; Aves; Cariamiformes; Cariamidae
Gene: EMG1
Product: EMG1 N1-specific pseudouridine methyltransferase
Exons: 4
Coding region: 8-463 (151 amino acids)
Biological process (GO): rRNA base methylation
Cellular component (GO): small-subunit processome; nucleolus
Molecular function (GO): rRNA (pseudouridine) methyltransferase activity; rRNA binding
Source: RefSeq, a predicted model, not a curated record
UCUCCUUAUGCUCAUGGACAGCCCACUGAAUCGGGCUGGUCUCCUGCAGGUUUAUAUCCAUACCCAGAAGAAUGUUCUAAUUGAAGUCAAUCCCCAAACCAGAAUCCCAAGAACUUUUGAUCGAUUCUGUGGUCUUAUGGUUCAGUUGCUGCAUAAGCUCAGCGUUCGAGCAGCUGAUGGGCCUCAGAAAUUGCUGAAGGUGAUUAAAAAUCCAGUCAGUGAUCAUCUGCCUGUGGGCUGUAUGAAGAUAGGUACCUCUUUUGCAGUUCCAAAGGUGUCAGAUCUGCGUGAACUAGUUCCUGCAGCGGAGCCAGUUGCCAUUGUUGUGGGAGCUUUUGCCCACGGUUCGGUCAAUGUUGACUACACAGAAAAGAUGGUUUCCAUCAGCAACUAUCCCCUCUCUGCUGCCCUGACAUGUGCUAAAAUUACUACUGCCUUUGAGGAAGUCUGGGGAGUAGUAUGAUGUGCUGCUGCUACUGCUGUCAUGGUGGACUUCUAUACAGUGACUCCACAUUCUGGAAAGGCUCUUUUACUUAGGUGUGGACCUGGUGCAACUUUGGGCUCCUGGAAGGGAAAGGGCUUCAAUUUUGUCCUGGCAGCUUCUGGAGCAAUGAGACUUUAAAUGGACUGCCCCUGCCCCACUGACCCUUUUUCCACCCCUAUUAAAGGUCACUUUUGAUAAGGAG